Teleopsis dalmanni is the source of this 1797-nucleotide messenger RNA. Its product is annotated as protein Lilipod-like. Gene Ontology annotation, biological process: signal transduction. NCBI's taxonomy places the organism in Eukaryota, Metazoa, Arthropoda, Insecta, Diptera, Diopsidae. The coding region runs from base 16 to 1797 and encodes 593 amino acids. Gene Ontology annotation, molecular function: transmembrane signaling receptor activity. The transcript has 8 exons. The record is from RefSeq and is a predicted model, not a curated record.
UUUCCUUUGGAAUAAAUGUUGAUAUUAAUGGAUUUCAUAUUUUCGAUUUUUCAGAUAUUUCUGUUAUUAUUAAUGUCUCUCUACUUGGCUUCAUAUGCAGUAGUAUCACGCUUUCGGAGAAAAGAUCGUGAUGAUCUAUUUUCUAAUGAUGAAGAUGAAGUAUUGGUAUAUCGCAUAAGCUCUUGGUUGUGCACUUUUUCGAUGGCGAUUGCUGUAGGCGCCGCCCUACUACUGCCAGUCUCCAUUGCCAGUAAUGAAGUUUUAUUAUUGUAUCCGAAUAGUUACUAUGUGAAGUGGUUAAAUAGUUCAUUAAUUCAGGGCUUGUGGAAUCACAUAUUUUUGUUUUCGAAUUUGUCGCUAUUUGUGUUCUUGCCAUUCGCUUACUUGUUCACCGAAUCGACUGGAUUUUUUGGGCAUAAAAAGGGCAUCAUUUCACGUGUCUAUGAAACGUUUACUGUGUUCAGCUUGCUAGCUAGCGUGGUACUAGCUUUAGCUUAUGUACUUUCCGCUGUUAUUGAUCCGAAAAGAAUUGGAUUUUUAUCUGUUCUUAAUUUGGGCAGCGUACAUUUGCCAUUUCUAUAUUCUUGCGUAUCAUUUCUGGGAGUGCUGUUAUUGUUGGUCUGCACUCCAUUCGGCUUUGUGCGCUUGUUUGGCGUUGUGGGUCAAGUACUUGUUAAACCUCAUCUGUUGCGAGAAGUCAAUGACAAAUAUUACAUUUUUCAUGUGGAAGAGGCUAGUGUUAGACGUAAGCUGACUAAACGAGAAAUGGAAAAUAAAAGUAAAAUCGGAAGACUAAAUGGAUUCAGUUAUAAUGGAUUAAAUACUAGUCAAUUGAGCAAUAGCAGUUUCAACGACAGCAAUUUCAAUAGUAGUCAUUUAAUAAAUAAUAGCAAUAAUAGAAACGAAAGUCAUGGAAGUUACAACAUUGAUACUAGCUCGCCGCAUGAAUUUAACAGUAGUUAUUAUCAUCCAUCUAUAAAAACAUUAUAUCAACGAAAACCAAUGAACGGCGAACUAAACGACGAAGAAGCCGCACUCAAUGAAAGACUGAGAGAAUUGGAGUCUGAACGCAAAGAACUGGAUAAAUUGCGUAAAUCUUCAGCAUUUCAACGUAAUUUUGUAUAUCCUUUUGCAAUGUUACUGUUGUUAUUCCUAACAGGCGUUACUAUUUUGCUUGUUGUGCAGAACACACUCGAGUUACUUAUUGGUAUCAAAGCGCUGCCAUUAAGUACGAGGCAAUUUACACUAGGCAUAAGUUCAUUGUCCAAACUUGGACCCUUUGGUGCUGGCUUAGAGGUUUUCCUAAUAUUAUACUUAGGCGCAACCUCUGCUGUGGGCUUUUAUACGAUGCCAUUUAUGCGCCAUGUGCGUCCACAGAAACGUAGAACUUCACUAUCUCAAUUGAUACUCAAUUGCGCGUUAGUGUUGAUAUUAAGUUCAGCCUUGCCACUGCUCAGUAGAAUAAUUGGCAUUACCAACUUUGAUUUGCUUGGCGAUUUUGGUGCUAUCGAAUGGUUGGGAAAUUUUCAGAUUGUGCUUUUGUAUAAUCUGGUCUUUGGUACCACAACUGCACUUUGUUUAGCCAAUAAAUUUACAGCAACGGUGCGACAAGAAUUGUGCGCACGGUUAGUAGAGAACUAUGUGACUCACUCGCAUUCAAGCCCACCUUGUGUAUGUGUUACUUCUAGCUUUACAACAGGAUUACAAAUUCCGUUGUUUCUGUUGGUGGUUCUUAAGUUCCUUAAUAAUGAUUUGUGUAGUAUAAAUGUGUUAAAUACUUCCUCAGUUCCAAUAUAA